Aureobasidium pullulans EXF-150 is the source of this 2274-nucleotide messenger RNA. RefSeq names its product MFS general substrate transporter. The record is from RefSeq and is a predicted model, not a curated record. Bases 140 to 2023 code for a protein of 627 amino acids. Gene Ontology annotation, biological process: transmembrane transport. Lineage: Eukaryota; Fungi; Ascomycota; Dothideomycetes; Dothideales; Saccotheciaceae. Gene Ontology annotation, molecular function: transmembrane transporter activity. The transcript is spliced from 4 exons.
CUUGCACCAUAAUCUUUGAUGAUCGCGUGCAACCUGGACUUGUCCCUCAGUUUUUCGUAUGAGAAAAACGUGAAAUCGCUUCUCAGCUACUUGCAAAUCUUUAGGCUGUUGUUAGUGUCAACCCUGAACAGCAGUAAAGAUGGCAGCAGCCAACAAGAGGCUGCCCGAGCGUCGUCUGCCUGUGCAGCAGAUGUGCGUGUUGGCUCUAUGUCGCAUAUCAGAGCCGAUAGCAUUCACUUCAGUAUUCCCAUACCUGCCAGAGAUGAUUGAAAGUCUAGGUGUACCAGAAGACGAAGUAGCAAGAUGGGCAGGAAUCUGUGUCUCAAUGUUUCCCCUGGCUCAAUUCCUGACUGCUGUAUCCUGGGGACGUGCUAGCGAUCGCUAUGGUAGAAAGCCAGUCAUCUUACUCUCCUUGACUUGUACCAUGAUCACGUCUCUUCUCUGGGGUUUCUCUAGUAGCCUGGGCAUGGCUAUUGCUAUUCGAGUACUUGCCGGGGCGGCUAAUGGUACCGUUGGUAUCAUUCGUACUGCCGUCGCUGAAAUGGUGCCUUGGAAAGAACUUCAACCAAGAGCUUUCAGCGUAAUGCCUCUUGUCUGGAACAUCGGCAGCAUUUUCGGACCUACACUUGGAGGUGCUCUGGCUAAUCCCUAUCACAUGAAGCCUGGUCAACCUCUACCUGAUAAUCCUACACUUUUUGAGAGGUUUCCCUACGCACUACCGAAUAUGCUUGCAGUGAUCUUGUUCCUUACAGGCAUCAGCAUUGGAAUACUUUUCUUGGAGGAAACCCUCGCUGCGAAAAAAGAUCGCCGCGAUUAUGGACUUGAGCUUGGAUUGAGAAUAAAGUAUUACAGCAAGCAGGCUCUCAGAAAGACCAAGCGCAUAUUUACUCGAGCGGACGGCAACGAAGAUUCGGAAACUGAGCCGCUUCUCAAGCCGCAGUUCGCACCUUCCCCAACCUCAGAUGAGGAGUUCGGAGUAAACACAGCGCCUAAGCCAGCACUUCCGCCACCAAGCUUUCGCGAAGUACUUCAUUAUCAGACCAUCAUCAACUUGAUUGUCUACACUCUUCUUGCUCUUCACAACAUCGCUUUUGAUCAGCUCAUUCCGAUUUUCAUGCAUCACCCUGUGCAGGAUCAUUCUGCCAACAAUCCUGACUUUCAACCUCCAUUGAAGUUCGCUGGUGGGUUUGGGCUUGACUCCGGCCGCAUCGGAUUCAUUUUUACGCUCUAUGGCAUCUCUGGAAUGUUCACUCAGUUCCUUGUCUUCCCGCCCGUUGCACGGAAGUAUGGUGUUGUCAAAUGCCUGCGUGUUUGUGCUGUGUGCAUGCCAGUCAUCUACUUCUUUGUUCCCUUCGCAGCUCUUUUACCUGACAGAACAAGCCAGGAGGUGGCAAUCUUCGUGUUGAUGAUCAUCAAAGGCUUCUUCUCCACCUUCGCGUUUCCGUGUUCGACCAUCCUUCUGACCAACUCCGCCAGCAGUCUUCGUAUCCUCGGCACUCUGAACGGUAUCGCAACAAGUGUUGGUGCAGUCGGCCGAGCACUAGGUCCCGCUAUCGGAGGCUCGACGUUCACAUACGGUGUCAAGAUCGGAUAUGUUAUUCUACCGUGGUGGGUUUUGUCCUUCAUCGCCACAAUCGCAGCCAUCCCAUCAUUUUGGGUUGUCGAGGGCGAAGGCUUCGGUGGUGAUGCCGAUAACGUCGAAGAUGACGAAGACAGCAUAAUCGAAGAGGACGAACAAGAAGCAGAAUAUGGUAGCCCCGGUCCUCUGCUCAGCCGCACCGAUACAAUCUCUUCAGGCGCAAUCUCAGAAGACGAACGCGAGUACGACUCUGACGACACUGCUCGCGAGAUCACACAAUCUCCACAGGUCAGAAGUAGGAGAGCAUCUAGUAGUAAUCGUCUCUCUCGCCGACCUUCGAGGAAGAUGUCUGCUCCCAUUGGCAUGGAGAAUCGCACAAUUUCGAGACGGUUCAGCAGCAACCUUGGACAGAGCUUUGGUAGCGCUGGCAGCUACAAUCCUUAAUUCGUCAAUCUUCACGAAGCAAACCAGAGUAGCGAAGUGUCGUAAGAGAAGGGCAUGAAGUUGGAAGAUUUGGGAUCAAGCCCACUAAAGGCUUUACAAUAACGAUGGGAUUCUAUUGGACACGAGGAGAUGGGAUGAACAAGUUGUGAAUUUUUAAGGGGAUCGAACUUGUGCUUUUGAACAUUGAGAUCAUCUCUGCAUGUAUUGGCGUUUUAGGACUUUGGUCAACAUGAUACAGCACUUUGGUGGCU